AUGAAUUUGCUUAAACAUUUUAUUGAUGAAUUUAGAAUGCUACCUAAAAGAGAAUCAACAUUAUUAGAAAUAAUUCGAACAAUCAAUAUUUUAAAAGCAAAUAAAUAUGAUAUUGCAGAGUUAAAGGAACUUCGAAAAAUAUGUUUAAAAGAAAAAUAAUUGUAAGGAGAUAAAGAAUAUGAUUUAUAUAUGAAUCUUGAGCAUUAAACUUAGAGUAUUGAAUUAAUUGAUAAUCAAAAUUUAAAUGCUUACUUAACUGAAAUUCUUUUAGGUGAUGUAUAGAAACUUAAUGAAGUUCAAAAAGUUGAUUUAAGAGAAAAGAUUUUAAAUAAAUUAUAAACAGAAACUGAUGAAAAUUCAUUAAAGAAAAUCAUAGUAGUUAGUAGAUAAUUGUGGCCUACUGAAAUUUCUAUUGUAUAAAAAUGUGCUAAAUAAAUUAAACAUUUACUUGCAAAUAAUGAAUAAAGUAAAGAAAUGAUUUCCUUAGCAAUAAAUUCUUUAUAUGAAUUCAAAAGAAUAUAGUAUCCUUUUUUGGAUGAUUAACUUAUACAUUAUUUAGCUAGUAUUGAUGAUUUAUAUAUAAAUCCAUAAGAAAUUAGUGUACUUCUCUAUUAUAUUUGUUUAUCUUUACCAAAAUUUACAAAAAAAGAAUUAAAUCGUGUUACAACAAGAGAAUAUCCAAUAAAUUAAAAUCUAAGUAGAAUCUUUAUUAAUUUAUUGCCUGUGAUUAAAAAAAUGUGUUCAAAAAAUGCUUUAAGAUUAAAAGUAAUAUAUACUCUUACAGAUUGUAUUUGUAAAUACAGAGAAUAGUUAGAAGAUAUAGAUUUGAAAUUUUUAUUUGAAAAAAUAGAAUUUAAUUUAGUAAAGGAAUUAGAAGUAAAGCAACAAUGUAGAGUAGCAAUAGAAUAAAAAGACUUAUAAUUUUUACAUGAAAGAUUUCGAUAUUUAAAGGUUGGAUCUAGAAAAUUAUUAAGAUUCUUUGAUGAUGCAAAAUCAAAUUAUUUUGGUGCUCUAUAAAAAUUAUUAUAAAGAUAAAGAGUAUAUUUGAGAAUGAGACAAUCUAGAGGUAGAUCAAUUAGAGCAUAAAGAUCCUUUUGAUAAAAUGAAUAACUUAUUCCAAUUAAUAUAUAUAUAUAUGAAU
Paramecium primaurelia is the source of this 1141-nucleotide messenger RNA. The record is from the annotation of a GenBank genome assembly. Lineage: Eukaryota; Ciliophora; Oligohymenophorea; Peniculida; Parameciidae.